Molecule: messenger RNA, 3527 nt
Organism: Hippocampus comes (tiger tail seahorse)
Lineage: Eukaryota; Metazoa; Chordata; Actinopteri; Syngnathiformes; Syngnathidae
Product: ceramide kinase-like
Exons: 11
Coding region: 314-2152 (612 amino acids)
Biological process (GO): phosphorylation; ceramide metabolic process
Molecular function (GO): ceramide kinase activity
Source: RefSeq, a predicted model, not a curated record
AAAUAAAACUUGAAUAUGAACUUAAAAUCUUUAAAACGUGAACAACCAUGAAUACCCGCAUUUGAGGCGAGCCGUGAAUGCAGCAUUAAUUAGGCCACUCCCACUUCCGGUAAGUACCCGUUAUCUCAAGGUGGAAAAAAAAAAACAACCGGAGCACAAUCCGCUCGUCGGUGGUCACUCGGGCCGAUUGAUUCUCAGUUUCAUUUUUGGGUCCUCCUCGUCCACUCUGAGCUGAGGUGGAUGGGGCUCACGUAGCCAACAUGGUCCAGCCGAGGUAACCUUUUCCCCGGGCCUGAAGGACGCAGCCGGCCCGAUGGAGAGGCCGGUAAGGCUGCUGCUCUUGUCCGAGCUGCGCGUCCGCAACGUCGGCCACGAAGUGAGCCUGUGCCGCUCCCUGCUCACCUGGAAAAGGCGAACCUUCAGCCCGAUGUACCACCCGUUCAGAGCCAGUGUGUGUCACAGCGUGUGUGUGUCAGAGAUUGUCGCUGUGCGCGAGGAGGAGGAGGAGGAGACGAAAAAGGAAGAGGAGGAGAAGAGCGGAAGAGACAACGGCAGCUGGAAGAAGAUCAGAGAGAGACAAGACAAAGACCGCGGGCUUUCUUUCACAGUGUCGUACGUGGAGAGGUGUCGGCAGCACCGCUGGCGGUGCGCUCAUGUCACCUUCACCUGUCCACAGGUGGCGCUGUGCCACCGCUGGGUGAACACCAUCAGAGAGCAGCUUGCGGCCAUCAGUAUGUACCAAAAAACCCACACACACACACACACACACACACACACACACACACACACACACACACACACACACACACACACACAUACACACAGCUGCCAGGUAGGUUGUGUGUAUUGUUGCGUUCGUUGCCUUGUUGCAGGCAGCAGGCCCACUCAGCUGCUGGUGUACAUCAACCCGUACGGCGGCAAGCGUCAGGCCAAGCGCGUCUACAAGCAGAAGGUGGCGCCGCUCUUCGCCCUCGCCGGCAUCGGCACGCACGUCAUCGUGACGGAGUACGCCAACCACGCCCGGGACCACCUGAGGGAGGAGGCGGAGCUAAAGAAGUACGACGGCGUGGUGUGCGUGGGCGGCGACGGCAUGUUCAGCGAGCUGGUGCACGGCUUGGUGUGGCGAACGCAGAAGGACGGCGGCGUGGACGUCAACAGGCCCGAGCAGACUCUCAUCGCCUGCUCGCUACGCAUCGGAAUCAUACCAGCAGGUUCCACAGAUUGUAUCUGCUUCGCCACAGUGGGCACAAACGAUCCCGUGACCUCCGCUCUGCACAUCAUCGUGGGCGACAGUCAGCCCAUGGACGUGAGCUCGGUGCACCACGACGACACCUUCCUGCGCUACUCGGUGUCGCUGCUGGGCUACGGCUUCUACGGCGACGUGCUGACGGACAGCGAGAGGAAGCGCUGGAUGGGCCCCGCCAGGUACGACCUGGCCGGGCUCAAGAUGUUCCUCACGCACCAUCACUACGAGGGCACCGUGACCUACCUGCCCGCCGGCGCCGGCGUGGGAGAGCCCAGGGAUGCGUCCAGGUGUCGAUCUGGCUGUUCAGUUUGUCAGGACAACAAGACACUCUUGUCGGGGAGAGCCAGCGUGGACCAGGCGGACUCCAAGGAGGACAGCGAUGCAGAAAACGCAGACGCCGGCUGGCGGACGAUCCGCGGCAAGUUCCUGGCCAUCAACGCGGCCAGCAUGAGCUGCGCGUGCCCCCGCAGCCCCAAAGGCCUGUCGCCCGCCGCCCACCUGGCCGACGGCACCGCCGACCUCAUCCUGGUGCGCAAGUGCUCCCGCGUCAACUUCCUCAGGCACCUCCUGCGCCACGCCAGCAAAGACGACCAGUUCGACUUGUCCUUCGUGGAGGUGCACCGCGUGAGGCGCUUCCGCUUCACGCCGCGACACUGCCACAGCGACUCGGACUCGGACCUGGAACUGGACCUGCUGGACGGGAAGCGGCAGAUCUUUGGACAGAUCUGCCGAGACCACCCGGCCUGCGGCUGCGCGCCCGCCUUCAGCAGCUGGAACUGCGACGGCGAGAUCCUCCCGCACACGGCCAUCGACGUCAGAGUGCAUUGCCAGCUGAUCCAACUGUUUGCCCGAGGCAUCGAAGAAGCGGCCAUGUUUGACGAGCUGGCGCCCGCCUGCUCGGCGUAGGCCGACGGAGCCAUCGAGCGGGCAGCCGGCCGACCGCCUCGGACCUGCGAAGGGCCCCUCACCGGUCGCAACAUCCCUUCCUCUCGGUCGUCUUGUGUUCAAGCGCGUCUGAUCGGGUUGCGCUCACGAGGGAAAGUGAUCGUCCUGAAGUGUCGCAUCCAGGCAGGGUUUUCACUCACUUCAGUCGGGUUCGACUUCAGAGAAGCGGCAGGUCUGACUGUUGCGUCCGAGUCCUACUGAAUGACAAGACCAAUUUGGUCCCAUCUCGGUGUCGAGGUUUUGUCGGCUCUGAAUUUGGAGUCGUCCGAUUCAAAUGCGGUCUGAGGGUUGGUUGGGGGUUUGGCGUUCAGGUCCGCCGCGUUCAGCCAAAGGACAAAAACACCUCAAGUCUAGUUUCAUUGUCGAGUUCUACGUGUCGUCGGCUGUCAGUUUGGAGUAGAGUUCAGGUCCGUUCCGUCGCAAUGUCAAAGUCCGAAUGAGAAGUCCCGGCUCAGGUCUCGGUGGUAAGUCGCCCGGUCGGGUCCGAGUCAGGAGUCGAGUUCGAUUUGACCGCUGAGUCUCAUCCAGUCCGAAUGAUCGGUACGGUCUCGGUUUUGGCUCUGUUCAUUCGGCUCCCCUUUUGGAAUCGGGUUCUGUCUACCGAUUUGAAAAGUCAAACCUCAGCGUUGACUUCCGAGGCUAUUUGGGUCUGACUGUUGAAUCCAAAGUUGGAGGCAAAGGCCUGGACCGGAGUCUCCUCAGUACUGACUCCCACGUUUCGGCGGGUCUGAACUUGGAGUUGAGUUCGGUCUGAGUGACGAGUCCAAAUCAAGUCUCGGGGCUUGAGUCCAAGGUCGCGUUGGCUCGGAGCUAUGAAUGAAGCGAAGGCCUGCUGGUAUUCGGUCGAAAUGACAAGUCGGACUCUGGCGUGGGUGUUGCUGAUGCUUAGUCGGGUUUGAAUUUGGAGUCAAGUGAAUGUUGACUUUUGCGUCUAAAGUCCUGCUAGAAUCUGAACGAAUGACCAUGUCCACAUCAAGUCCAGCUUCGUCGGGUCUGAUUUGGGACUUGUGGGCUCUCUUCCAAAGAUCUUGUUUGUUUUUUUUCCCCUCCAUCUCGUCAAUGUUUGUUUUUAAUUUAUUUGUGUUUGCUCCACGAUUGUCGAGAGGACGCAGGAUAUGAUCUGCUGUCAAAGGAUUGUAACUUUUUUUGUCCGAUUUUUUUUUUUCUCCGUAAUAUUACAUUUUCCCAAAAGUCAGACUUUUUUUUUCAAAAGACGUGACAUAAAAAAAAAAAAAAAACUCGAAUGUUCGCUUGAAGCGUGACUUUUACUUCAAAGUUUUGAAGUUGAAAGAUUCUCAUAAGAUCGGGACCUCAUGAAUUGGAAAAAAAAAAUCUC